This is a messenger RNA of Mytilinidion resinicola, 1240 nucleotides long. Its product is annotated as uricase. The record is from RefSeq and is a predicted model, not a curated record. Gene Ontology annotation, molecular function: urate oxidase activity. Gene Ontology annotation, biological process: urate catabolic process; purine nucleobase catabolic process. Gene Ontology annotation, cellular component: peroxisome. NCBI's taxonomy places the organism in Eukaryota, Fungi, Ascomycota, Dothideomycetes, Mytilinidiales, Mytilinidiaceae. The transcript is spliced from 3 exons. Bases 261 to 1169 code for a protein of 302 amino acids.
AGGACGGCAUCAAUAUGCCGGGUCCUGAUUGAUCCAGCCCGAAAAGAAAUAUUCUCUCCUCUUUGCGGGCGCCCCCGUCCCUCGCUGAUCCCGAUAAGCUGGGCGUGGAGAGCUAUAAGGACAACCCAUUCCGUCACCACAGCUUCCAGAUCCACACACCAGCAUCGCAUCACUUACUUACAUCCAUAACACUGCUCUCCAAAGCUCAAGCUCAAGCUACCUAACUCCAAACAUCUCAUAGAAACUUCAUCUUAGCUACCAUGUCUCAACUCAGCUACGCCCGCUAUGGCAAGGACAACAUCCGCCUCUUCAAGGUCGAGAAGGACGAGAAGGCCGGAACUCAGACUGUAGUUGAGUCGACUGUCUGCAUCCUUCUUGAGGGUGACAUCGAGACCUCCUACACUGAGGCAGACAACUCUGUCAUCGUGGCUACCGACACUCAGAAGCAGACCUGCUACAUCCUCGCCAAACAGAACCCCAUCACCCCGCCAGAGCUCUUUGCCUCAGUCAUCGGCGAUCAUUUCAUCAAGACCUACCCCCACAUCCACGCCGCCCAUGUCAAGAUCAUCCAACACAAGUGGACGCGCAUGGCCAUUGACGGAAAGCCCCACCCACACUCUUUCCUCCGCGAUGGCGAGGACAUCCGCGUUGUCGAGUCCGUCACAAGGGAAAACGUGGGCGUCUCCAUCCGCUCCAAGAUUGAGAAGCUCCUCGUCCUCAAGAGCACCGGCUCUGCCUUCUAUGGAUUCCACCGUGACGAGUACACCCAGCUUCAGGAGACAUGGGACCGUAUCCUGAGCACAGAGGUCGAGGCCGGCUGGGCAUGGAAGACCUUCUCUGGGCUGGACGAAGUCAAGUCUGUCGCACCCAAGUUCGACGAGGCAUUCAACGCGGCCAAGGAGAUCACGCUCAAGACUUUCGCUCUCGACAACAGCGCCAGCGUGCAAGCAACCAUGUAUAAAAUGUCCGACCAAAUUCUGGCAGCAGUGCCAUUGGUGGAAGCGGUAGACUACUCGCUACCCAACAAGCACUACUUUGAAAUCGAUCUCUCCUGGCAUAAGGGCCUCAAGAACACGGGCAAGGAUGCCACUGUGUAUGCUCCGCAAUCCAACCCCAACGGUCUCAUCCAGUGCACUGUCACCAGGAAGGGGCCCAAGUCCAAGCUAUAAAUCAGCUCUUUUAAAUUCUGCAGGCGUCUAUCGGGAUCCACGGACCUUUAGAUUGAUGACCAUCUAGCGAG